Molecule: messenger RNA, 249 nt
Organism: Encephalitozoon cuniculi GB-M1
Lineage: Eukaryota; Fungi; Microsporidia; Unikaryonidae
Exons: 1
Coding region: 1-249 (82 amino acids)
Source: RefSeq, marked provisional
AUGGCCUGCUAUGAGAUCCAAAGGGACGACUACAUCAAAUAUGUUGAUGGAACACCUUUUUUGGUCUACACGUCCUUGACGCUGGUGAUGGCCAUGCUUUCUGUCUUCUCGGUGCCAUCGUUGUUUGUAUACAGCUUUAUUCCGAUGUUCAUGGCCGUGGCAGUCGGCCCGCCGAAGCAGGAUCGUGCCCUGCUAUCCAUCCUGGGAUGCAUGAUGGCAUUUCUGGCCCCAGCCUGCCUCAAGAGAUAG